AUGGAGGGGCCAGAGGAGGUUGGGAAAGAGGAGGUUGGGCCAGAGGAGGUUGGGCCAGAGGAGGUUGGGCCAGAGGAGGUUGGGCCAGAGGAGGUUGGGCCAGAGGAGGUUGGGCCAGAGGAGGCGGAGCUUGUGGAGGUGGUAGAAUUCACAGUUCCAGUUGAAAACAAUAAAACUCUGUUUGUUUGGAACCUGGAGGAAACUCGACCUGAACAUGAGCUAUGGGUGGCGCUGUGGUCCCUGUUCUCCUCCUUUGGCCCUCUGUACCUGCUGAAGCUGUCUCUGUCCAGGGACAGGUUAGGCCCUGGUCCUGCUCUUGGUUCUGGUCCUGGUUCCAGUUCUGCUUUGGUGAAGUUCUUCAGUUCUCGUCACGCGGCUCAAGCUCAAAGAGCCACACAUGGAAGCACAGCUCUGCAGGCCACGCCCCUCAAGGUUUGUCUGAGUUCGAAGAAGACUCCUCACUUCUUGUCGCGCACCAUACCUCUAAGUCAUGCCCGCUGCCUGAAUCUGGCCAAUCACUGCCUCGGGUUCAACGGUUGGAGCUCUGACAUCAUCACCCUGAAGGAGCUGGACCCAGACUUGGACCUCCACCAGGGCCUAGACUCAGAUCAGGACUUGGACUUGGACCCAGACCGGGUCAGACUCACACUGGGCUGUGUGGUGCAGCUACACUUUCCCUUUCACCACCUCACCACCAGGGGCAGCGCUGUGCAGCAGGAGACACUGACUCGCUCUGACCCGUGCCGGUCGCUGCUUCGUGGGCGUUUGCAGAGAGCGGUCAGAGAGAAGGCUCUGGUCCAGGCCUUCAGCAACGUACAGCUGCUCCUGCUCGGCAGCGGCAAAGUCCUGGUGCAGCUGAAGUACCCACAGACGUAUGAGACUGAAGAGGAAGAACUCCUUAAGGUGACAGAGGUGACUCUUCCUCCUGAUGAAGACGAAGAGUUUGAUCUCAGUGUGUCUUGA
Messenger RNA from Knipowitschia caucasica, 963 nucleotides. Lineage: Eukaryota; Metazoa; Chordata; Actinopteri; Gobiiformes; Gobiidae. The record is from the annotation of a GenBank genome assembly.